Messenger RNA from Trichoderma asperellum CBS 433.97, 501 nucleotides. RefSeq lists its product as uncharacterized. Gene Ontology annotation, molecular function: thioredoxin peroxidase activity. The record is from RefSeq and is a predicted model, not a curated record. NCBI's taxonomy places the organism in Eukaryota, Fungi, Ascomycota, Sordariomycetes, Hypocreales, Hypocreaceae. Gene Ontology annotation, cellular component: mitochondrion; cytoplasm; peroxisome. Gene Ontology annotation, biological process: cell redox homeostasis; cellular response to oxidative stress; hydrogen peroxide catabolic process.
AUGUCUGUCCUUGAGGUCGGAGAUAACUUCCCAGGCAAUGUGUCCUUUGGCUACAUUCCCUUGACUCCCGAGAGCGAGGAGAUCACCAGCUGCGGCAUCCCCACCAAGUACGAUGCUAGCGAAACCUUCAAGAACAAGAAGGUCGUCCUCGUCGCCGUCCCUGGCGCUUUCACACCCACAUGCCAGGCCAACCACCUGCCCGGCUUUAUCCAGAACAUCGAGGCCCUCAAGGCCAAGGGUGUUGAGCAGGUCGUUGUGAUUGCCUCCAACGACCCCUUCGUCAUGUCUGCCUGGGGCAAGGCCAACUACACCAAGGACGACUUCAUCAUCUUCGCCUCGGAUUCCGAGCUUGCCUUCAGCAAGGCUAUUGGCUGGACCAUGGGCGACCGAACUGCCCGGUAUGCCAUCGCCAUCGACCACGGCAAGGUGGUUUACGCUGCCAAGGAGACUGAGCGCGGCGUCGAUGUCUCUGGUGCCGACGCUGUUCUGGCCAAGUUGUAA